Messenger RNA from Australozyma saopauloensis, 1950 nucleotides. RefSeq lists its product as uncharacterized. The record is from RefSeq and is a predicted model, not a curated record. The coding region runs from base 1 to 1950 and encodes 649 amino acids. Lineage: Eukaryota; Fungi; Ascomycota; Pichiomycetes; Serinales; Metschnikowiaceae. The transcript has a single exon.
AUGCUUAGCCAUUGCAGCAGCAACGCAAAAGUGUCAUUCAGAUCGCUUAUUACCUUCAUUUGUUUGCUAUACCCAGCAUUCUUAGGUUUUGUUUCAUUUGUCAAGGUCAAAGAUGUAUCACAGCAUCAAUACUCUAAUACCGAAAUCAGAGUAUUUCUUCAUAAGAUGCAUCCAAAAUUGGAUGAAUCGUUAAUUCCUUGGCCAAUUAUGAGCUUCAAAUCAACAUUGACACUAGCUUUUCAAAAACAAAGCACUGAAUUCGAUCCACGUCUUAUUCCAGCCCUUUGGUUGAGCUUCAUUACCAAGUCUCUAUCAGAUAAGGGAGAAUUGCCGUCUUUGCCUUUCGAAUGGGAUACUCUAUUAGAUUUGCGCUCAGUUUUGCAUCAGAGCAAAAUAGAUGGGGCUAGUUAUCCAAGAUCCAACGAGAUAGCAAUGCAACAAAAUCUACUCAUUGCUGACAUAUCAGUUGGAGUGCCAAUUGAGAAACCAUUGAGUGUUUCCGAGCGAGCAUAUGUAGCUGCAAGUUACCUAUUGUAUCUGAAUUCGUUCCAGCCAUCUCAAAUUAACUUGAUUGGGAUUGGCGAGGAUCAAUGGUCUUGUUUGCUUGCAUUGGAUUCUCUGUUUAAUAAAUCUCGAUAUCCGAAGACCAGUCUCAUACAUUUAGCAAAUUUAUUCUUGGAAGGUUCUCCAGCAGCAGAGUACUUGAGCUCACGUCUUAUACAAUCUAAUUUCAACAUGGAGGCACGGAAUCAUUUACAAAAUUCAUCAAAGAAUAACCUAUCCCAUCUCAUGUCCGAUUCCUCUUACAGCUUCGAUUUACUAUCAGAUGAUUUUCGAUUCCCGCACGAGAGGAACCCACAAAACCUACGAAAUUUGCAUGGUAAUGACAAAGCUCUAUUCAAGAAUACUGAGUCCUGUAUGAACAAUACGUCCAAAUACUUCAACGAGGCCCAUCUAAUAGGGAGCCAUAAUGGAUUUCACUAUGAUUGGAGAUUUUUCAAGACAGACACUUACUCGACCUCCGAGCGUCAGUUUGUCCUCCAUCGGACAAGCCGCGCUUGGUUUAAAUUUUGCAAACAACACAGUCUCAAAACAUGGUUAGCCCACGGGUCCUUACUUGGAUGGUAUUGGAACGGUCUCAGUUUUCCCUGGGACGAAGAUAUCGAUGUUCAAAUGCCUGCCCUGAGCUUUUACAAUUUAGCGAGAAAAUUCAAUCAGACGCUUGUGGUAGAUUUUGCAGGCGGUGAAGAGUAUCUGGUAGUACGACUGUACUUUAUUGAUGUGAGCCCGCACUUCAUGAACCGAGCAGAUAUUGCAGGGUCAAAUGUGAUUGAUGCAAGAUUCAUUGAUGUUGAGACGGGGAUGUAUGUUGACAUAACUGCUCUAUCUUUGACUUGUGAGCUCGAACUCGAUUUUUUGACGGAUAUUGAGAAACUCCAUUCAUUAGUUGAUCCGAAAUAUUCAGAGGUUUGUAGUUCAGCAUUGCACCGAGACACCAUGCUUCGAAUAUACCAUGAAGAUCUUCACAGAAGAGAGCAUCGAGCAGUGGCUGACAAGAAGCUAGUAAAUUGCAAAAACAAUCACUUUUACCAUUUAGAAGCUUUGUCGCCCUUGCAAGAAACUAGCUUUGAAGGUGCACUAGCUUUGGUGCCCCGAGAUUUCAUGCCUAUACUCAGAGCAGAGUACCCCAAGGGGAUGCUAUUUAAGCAUUUCAAUAAUUGGUCGUUCCGUCCGUUUCUUGGUGUUUGGGUUCCAGACAAGACUUGCAGAGGUGAUCAUUAUGGAAGCAAAUGCAAGGACGAAGAAACCCUUUUGGAGGUUGAAUAUACCAAGGAUCUUCGUCGAGAAAGGGGCGAUCAGGACUCUAUUAAGUUGGCUAGUGGUAGAGUUGACCCAUUCUUAGUUGCGAGAAAUGCUCGACUUUAUGAAUUGGAGAGAUCAACUUUCUGA